UAGAUGAAGAACUUUGAGAAACCCUAUCUUAAUUUUCCCAGCACCAUGGACACUGCUGAUGUAGAUAUAGAUGGGGAUAAAAGUCUCCACACAUUCUUCUCUUCUUAUGUCUUCCUUUUCUGCUUCUCUAAUAGCCAAAGAGUUGCGGAGGGCCCUGAACCGAGGAAUUAUGACUACUUUAAAUAUCACAACAUGUCAGAGAUCUCUGGAUGGAUGGAGCAGCUGCAAAAGGAGAACCAGGGUGUUGUCACCAUCGUACGCUAUGGACAGACAUAUGAGGAACAGAUCAUUAAACUUUUGAAGAUUGGCCUGGCAUCCACUGAGAAGAAAAAGGCUAUCUGGAUGGACUGUGGUAUCCACGCCCGAGAAUGGAUCUCCCCGGCCUUCUGCCAGUACUUUGUCAAACAGAUUCUCGACACAUACAAGAAAGAUGAGAAAAUAGGUGAGAUGCUUAAAAACAUGGACUUGUACGUCACCCCUGUCUUAAAUAUGGAUGGCUAUGUCUACUCAUGGUUCAACCAGUCUACACGACUGUGGAGGAAAUCCAGAUCGCCAGGCAACUGUGGAGACUCCUGCAUGGGCACUGAUCUGAACCGCAACUUUGAUGCAAACUGGGGGUCGGUGGGCAUCUCCAGGAAGUGUUGCUCAGAGGUUUAUAACGGCGCCACCGUGCUGUCUGAGAGUGAAGCGCAGGCCGUCACAGACUUUGUGAAGGCGAGGAGCAGCGAGAUCCUUUGCUUCCUCACCAUCCACUCCUACAGCCAGCUCAUCCUGGUACCCUACGGACACCCUAAUAUCACCGCACCCAACUACGAUGAACUGGUGAGUCUGACUCCAGAGAAAGACAGAAAAGAUAGAGACAAGAGUGACAGUGAGAAGGGGAGGGAAGACAGGAAGGACUGAUAGAGUGAAGGGAAUGAAACAGAAAGACAGAGAAAGGGAGGGUGGUGGUACAGACAAAAAAAAAGAUGAAAAAAAAAGAACAUGGAAAAAUGUUUACCUAAAUCUGUACACUAUAUUUAUGCUUGCCAUCUGUGCUGUGGUAGAUGUCAGUGGGGCUUGCUGCUGCUAAAGCCAUUAAAGAUGUCCAUGGAAUGGACUACACAGUAGGAAGCACCCCUAAUGUUAUCUGUGAGUAUCCAUAUGUACAACAAGUUCUUCUUGUUUCCACAAACCAACUGUUGUCCACUAACUAAUCAAGCAACCAAUUCCUCUCUUUCUCUUUCUCUCUCUCUCAAUCUGCCUUUUUCCCUCUCUUUCUCUCUCUCCCCGCAGAUCCAAGCUCGGGCUCUUCCCAAGACUGGGCUCGUCUGAUUGGCAUACCUUUGUCCUUCACCUUUGAACUGAGGGACAAAGGUCUGCAUGGCUUCGAGCUGCCUGAGGACCAGAUCAAGCCCGCGUGUGAGGAGGCAUACGCUGGAGUUCGUUCCAUCAUCACCUAUGCCCAUGACAAGGCCUUCCACAUUACUACUCCAAAUACUGCUGCCACUGUAAUAGCCACCAUAUGGACUGUCCUGCUAGCUGUAUGUCUCACUAGCGCACACUUACUAUAAAGUAUUGGCAACUACCUCUAUGUUAUAGUGACACAAGCAAAAUGAGAGGUUCUUAUUUAUUGCUAAUGUACUAUUUUUUUCCACUACUGCAACAGUUGUCUCAGCUCCUCCUCCUAUUGCUAAAUUUGAAACUUCUAGUGGACUAGCUUGCUAGCCUAGCCUAUUACAUGUAUUAAAGUUGCCAUGGUAACCCGUGUAAAAAUAA
This is a messenger RNA of Clupea harengus (Atlantic herring), 1758 nucleotides long. Its product is annotated as carboxypeptidase O-like. Gene Ontology annotation, molecular function: zinc ion binding; metallocarboxypeptidase activity. The record is from RefSeq and is a predicted model, not a curated record. Gene Ontology annotation, biological process: proteolysis. Bases 4 to 903 code for a protein of 299 amino acids. Lineage: Eukaryota; Metazoa; Chordata; Actinopteri; Clupeiformes; Clupeidae. The transcript has 6 exons.